ACAUAUCAAAGGUUUACAGUAAGUUCCCCCAAAGGGCAGAGUCACAGAGUCACGGUGACAGUCCGUGUGACUCAAACUCAGUGUAAGGGGAGCAGAGUGGGACAUUAGACAGAAGGACAGAUCAAGACAGGCCAUGAGUCCAGAACUUGAUCAAGGACACAUGAACUCACAAGAAUUCACAGGAGCUCUGCAGAAGAAAAUUGAAUUGAAAUCCCACACUCCAUUUUGAAUAUUAUCUAUUAAGAAGAAAUUCUCCUGAAAUGAACACAACAACUGAUCCCCGAGAUGCAAACACAGAGACGGAUCGAGGUAGAAGCACCAGUUCUGAGCUUGAGCGUCCAAACUUGACAGGGGAUGUGACCACAGGGGAGGAUUUAUGGGGAAAUAUCAGCCCUGCCUGGAAUCGUCCAAUGAGUCCCUUAAGGAAAGAAAGAAGACCUGGACUGCAUCGUUCGAGAAGUAUGAAUCUUAAACAGGACCUCAGAGAUUGUGUGAGGAUAGUGCUGGUGGGGAAGACUGGUGUAGGGAAGAGUGCCACAGGAAACACCAUACUGGGGAGAGAGGCGUUUACCGCCAAGGCUCAAAGUAGCUCUGUGACAAAGAAAUGCCAGAAAGAGACAGGGACUGUACUGGGAAGACGGGUAGCUGUGAUUGACACUCCAGGCCUCUAUGAUACCACCCAGUCUGCUGAAGACACCCAGCAGGAGAUCAUUAAAUGCAUGGGGUUGGUAUCUCCUGGACCUCAUUUGAUCCUCUUGGUGAUGUCAGUGGGACGCUUCACACCAGAGGAGGGCGAGACACUCAGGUUGAUCAAAAUGACCUUUGGUGACAAAGCUGAGAAAUACACAAUGGUCCUCUUCACCAGAGGUGAUGACCUUGAUGAUCAGUUCAUUAAAGAUUACAUUGCAGAAGGUGAUCCUGAGGUCACAAACCUGAUUGCGGCCUGUAGUGGCAGGUACCAUGUCUUCAAUAACAAAGAAAAGAGAGACAGAAACCAAGUCAUUGAGCUGUUUAAAAAGAUAGAAAAGAUGAACUGUGAGAAUGGAGGAAGCUGCUACACUCAUGAGAUGUUCCUGGAGGCAGAAAAGGUAAUGAUACGAAUGCAGAUGAUGAAGGAGAGAGAGGAGACGAGCAGAGAACUGGCCAAGUACAAAUCAGAAAUUGAAGCCUUAAAAAGGGAAAAGCAGGAAAACGACAGAAGGUUGGAAGGAGCACAGAGGGAGAAGGAAGGGGAAAACCAGGCAAGGGCAGAAAGAGAGGAGGAACACAAGAGGACUGACCAAGAUAAUGUGCUGGGGGAAUUAUUGAGAGAGAUGACGGUUCUGGUGAGGAGACUGGAAGAUUUAGAGGAAUGGUUCAAGAAUGAAAACACACCGUCAGAGGACAAGCAGCAAGCAGAAGAGUUCAUAAAGAAAUACGUGCCAAAAAAGACAAAACAGCUACUUUGAGCUGUUAAGAGCUCCCAUUUUUCUGGCACUCUGCUGAUGCACAGUACAUGCACUGCCCCAUCUCAGGAGUGUCAGUGGCUGUGGUUACUGCAGCAUUUCACUUCCAAUUCUUACUGGGUUUAAGAAAGAAAAAAAGGUGGAACUGUUGAAAAAAUGUGGACAUGCAGUUUUACUAUGAGACAAGGACUUUUAGAAAAUAAUUUGCAGAAAUUUAUGGUAAGAGAGAUGCCUGACAUUCAUUACAUGAUAACUAGAGACUAUUCCUUAUGAGUAAUAUGUGAAGCAUUAUGAGACAGUUGAUAUUUCAACCGACUUGGCACAUUACUACUCCUGAACAUUGAAAAAUGUAAUAUAGAUAAUUUAUGGCUAAAUGGCAUUUAAGCAACUAUACUCAUUUAAAAAUAGAAGGCUCUUUAUCCUGUUCUUUUACAUUGAUUGUUCCAAACUUUCAUAAGUUAUCUAUUGUACCAUACUGUGAACUAUACUUCUACAUCAGUUUGUUGAUUUUGAACACAAAUCUCUGUUCAUUGCAAUGUUUCAUUUUGUAUGUGAGAUACACAA
Anguilla anguilla (European eel) is the source of this 2009-nucleotide messenger RNA. Its product is annotated as GTPase IMAP family member 9-like. Bases 261 to 1448 code for a protein of 395 amino acids. Gene Ontology annotation, molecular function: GTP binding. The record is from RefSeq and is a predicted model, not a curated record. The transcript has 7 exons. NCBI's taxonomy places the organism in Eukaryota, Metazoa, Chordata, Actinopteri, Anguilliformes, Anguillidae.